GCAAAUCAAUAUUUUUGGGGUUUAAGGGAAUGCAACUGGUGCAUAACAAGUCUGAGACAAAAUCAUAAUAUAAACUGGAAAUAAAUACUGGAAACAGCUAUUGUUUAGAAGCUCUGAGCAAUAAAAUACACACGUUUUCUUUGUAGCGUCAGUUUAGAAGUUAAGCACAAUUAAGUCGAAGGAACGACUUUCUAACUCAGGAAAUAGGACCUUCCCAGGAGCACAUGAAUGCAGCACUACUUAACAAACCUGUGCCGUAAACCAGACCCUUGUCUGUCGUAAACCAGGAAACCGAUAUGUAAACGUCAACUAACCUAACUAAUAGUUAGUUGCUAGAAAAAAGGGGUUAAAAAGCGACAUAAACUAAUUCACAAAUGUUUUUUUCCUGUAGCUAACUUGCUAGCGAGCAAUUAAAAUAUUUAAAAUAUUUAUUUUUGUUGUUAGGUUUGCUAGUUUAGCUACAUUAUGGACGUUUUACGUCCAGCUCUUAUCAAUAUAAAUGGAAGAAUAUACCGAAGGAAUAUCAUUAAGGAAGAACAUUAUGAGGAAGAAGAAGAAGAAGAUGUAUCUUACAUUGGACCACCAGAGAGUGAAGACUUUGCAGAUGAUGAAACCUGUGAUAUCAACUACAUUGAACAGACUGAUAAGGGAUACCGCUGUGCUAUUGAUGUCCCAAGUGUUCUUUACAAAUACAUCAUUGGGAAAAAAGGAGAGACACGCAGACGUCUGGAGUUUGACACAAAGACAUCUAUCAACAUCCCAAAACAAGGAGUGGAAGGACAGAUUGUUAUCACAGGUUCCCAUAAAGCUGCAGUCUCCUCUGCAGUCACACGGGUUGAGGUCCUUGUUGAGAGUUUCCGGAAGAAGCAGCCUUUCACGCAUUUCCUGUCAUUCCCUUUGAAUGAUCCCAAAAUUCAAGAAGGAUUCCUGAGCUUUAAAGACAAGGUCUUGCAGCAGUGCUCACAGGAUCAUGGAGUAGAGGGAAGCAUCUUUCAGAACCCUGCAAAGCUUCACCUGACAAUCGGCACCCUGGCUCUGUUAAAUGACACGGAAGUGAGAAAAGCAUGUGAACACCUCCAAGAGUGUCAAAAUUUCAUUAGGGACAUCACAGAAGGAAACCCUCUGUCGUUGGAGGUGACAGGCAUAGAGUACAUGAAUGAUGACCCAGCCAUGGUGGACGUCUUGUACGCCAAAGUCAAUGUGAAAGACAGAUCUGACAAGUUGCAGAUAAUUGCAGAUCGGCUGGUAGAGCACUUUGUCUCAGCAGGGCUGAUGGUCAGAGAAUGGGACAGAGUGAAGCUGCACGGCACUGUGAUGAACACUGUGUUCAGAAAGAACUCCACAGUUGAAGACAUGGGUGGCCCAGGAAGACAAACCAUGAAUGAACGAGAGGCUUUUGAUGCCAGAAACAUAUUAAAGAAAUUUGGUGCUUAUUGUUUUGGAGAGUUCGAGCUGAAUGCUGUCCUGCUGUCCCAGAGAUAUUCGACAGAUUGUACGGGCUACUACACCUCUGCAGGGAGCAUCAACUUCUCAUGAGCUUCAACAGGGCUGAGCAUAUUCUGAGUGGCCUCCCCACACGAAGCCUCAACCUUGUUCCCACUCCCGUCUGUCGAGUGUGUCAGUGAAUACAGACAUCGGACACAGAGCCUGGCCACUUGCUCUCGCUGUCAGAUCUUUUUCAGCCCUCCCCUCAGCUGGCGAUGCGCUCUGCUUGGCAUGCAGGAGGGCAAUCGCAGAGCAGCCAAAAGUUACACUGAUGGAAACUGAAGGCGCUUUUUGUUUGUCCGCUCUGCCAUCCUGUGCUGUCCACCCUCCCAUUUCAGCAGUGGCGUGACUCC
Messenger RNA from Perca fluviatilis (European perch), 1838 nucleotides. It is a transcript of the gene ascc1, whose product is annotated as activating signal cointegrator 1 complex subunit 1. NCBI's taxonomy places the organism in Eukaryota, Metazoa, Chordata, Actinopteri, Perciformes, Percidae. The transcript has 10 exons. The record is from RefSeq and is a predicted model, not a curated record. Gene Ontology annotation, cellular component: nucleus. Gene Ontology annotation, molecular function: RNA binding. The coding region runs from base 466 to 1536 and encodes 356 amino acids. Gene Ontology annotation, biological process: DNA alkylation repair; regulation of DNA-templated transcription.